UGCACUGGGUUUGCAGCAGGUUUGCAGCUGCGACCUCCUGUUCAAUGGGAACAUCCAUGGAAUCUCUGGGGAAGGCUACAACGGGUGGGAUUUCAUCUUCAGGCUGGGAUCCAGCUUGGUGGUGGCUGAUGGUGCUGCCUGGAUGACCUGGCAGUGUGGAUCUCACCAUUGUCCCAUUCCCAUCAGAAUUUCAUGGAUGGAUUUCUCCAUUAUCCCAUUCCCAGAACUCCCUGACAUCCAUGUGUACAGAACAGUGAAACAUGGGACCCUGGUGCUGUCCUGCCACAUGUACAGAUUCUGCCCCAGGAUCAGCUGGAUGAAGGGGGAAGAAAUCCAGGAUCAGGAGACUGAGUGGGGUGGAAUCAUUCCCAACAGCGAUGACACCUUCCACACCUGGGCCAGAACUGAGGUGCUGCCAGGGGAGUGGAAGCAGCACCGGUGCCAGGUGGAGAAUCCCAAAAUGCUGGAGCUUGGGAUCUUCAUCUGGGGAAAGGCUGGGAAUUCAGGAUCUGUUAACUGGGAAUUUGGGAAUGAGGAAUUUGGGAAUACAAAGCAGCAGGGUAGGGGUUCCCCUUCCCCUUCUCACCAUCUUGCACUUCCUAGAGCUGGAAUCUCAUCCCACUGA
This is a messenger RNA of Parus major (Great Tit), 625 nucleotides long. RefSeq names its product major histocompatibility complex class I-related gene protein-like. The annotation marks the transcript as partial. Gene Ontology annotation, cellular component: external side of plasma membrane. The transcript is spliced from 2 exons. Gene Ontology annotation, biological process: immune response. NCBI's taxonomy places the organism in Eukaryota, Metazoa, Chordata, Aves, Passeriformes, Paridae. The record is from RefSeq and is a predicted model, not a curated record.